Molecule: messenger RNA, 787 nt
Organism: Dioscorea cayenensis subsp. rotundata (Guinea yam)
Lineage: Eukaryota; Viridiplantae; Streptophyta; Magnoliopsida; Dioscoreales; Dioscoreaceae
Exons: 2
Coding region: 48-725 (225 amino acids)
Source: RefSeq, a predicted model, not a curated record
AACCAAGGGAGUCUUUCCAGACGCCUGCGUCUAUUUAAUAAAUUUACAUGGGUUCCACUUCCAGUGUGCCGAGUUCGUACUGCAGGUCUGUUCUGGUGCUUUGGUAUUCAUUUCCAAGGUCUCACCUGCAUCCGCUAAAUAACAUGGCUUGUCGGAGUACAUGCCGAGCAUGGCAGCCAUGCUACUCGGCUGGAUGUCCCAACGCACCACCGCCGUCAACGAACGUGCCGGGUUCCCCUGGUCCGAGCUCACAGAGAAGGGGCGUCAACAAUAGUACUGACGGAUUAGAAGAGCCAUAUUCAUGGUCUAAUAACAACAUCAGGAAUAUUGGCGUAGGCCACAAUUCUGCAGAGGACAUCAACAUGGACAUCCAAGUGGAUGAGGUCUUACGAGGACGAGACAGCGUUCUACUCGGAGUUGGCAACACUGCACACAAGGAUUUGGCUCUUCGUGUUUCUGGGAUUACAGUGACCAAUGUUUCCCGUGGUGAAGAAGAUGCUUUUCAUGCUUCUGGGAGUAGCUACAUGAACGUGAACAGGGGAGGACAGGGGAGUGUCAGAAUUGGGGUUGGCAACCAGUCCGGUGGUGAUGCUCGGAUUGUCAUUUCCGGCAACCGGAUAAGACCAACUUCCUCUGCUAACCAUGAAGAUGGCAUACGCAGGGGUUCCACUCACAGAGGCAGGGAAAGGUGGAGCUCCCCUUUUGGAGAUCGACGUAGACAUUAAUUAACACGUACAACUUUCUGUAAAAUUUCCAUCCCUUUUAAUUUGUUUAUGUAUCGCUUAAG